AUGAGACUACCGACGAUUCCGCUCUUCUUACUCCCAGUUCUCGCGUCAGCAUCCCCUCUUCACCAUGCUUCUUGUAUUCCGCCACAGGCUUCCUCCAACACUUCAAACACGUACGACUAUAUCGUCACCGGUAGCGGUCCAGGAGGCGGUACAAUCGCCACCAAUCUCGCUCUUGCUGGACACUCCGUUCUGUUGAUCGAGGCUGGAUCAGACGCUUCGUUCGAUAUCCGCACCCAAGUGCUCGCUCUGAAUGACUUCUCCAACACGAAUGUAGCGUGGCAUUUCUUCGUCAAGCAUAGUGAUGACGAGGAGAGAUUGAAGAGCAGUGGCGAAUUGAUGCGGAAGUACUUUGAGAAAAUCGAGCAUAACAACUAUCUCGAACCCGGUACUCCUGGUCACGGCUUUACAGGCUGGCUACAGACGAAUAUUGCUGAUCGAGCUACCCAUGCAGCUGAAGCACUCCGCUUCAAGGUCUUCCAAGCUGGAUUAAAAUUAGCUGGAAAAGAUCCAGAAAAGGUACUGGACUACCUCACCAGCGACGCGAACUAUCUCGCUCCAAUGCGUGACCAGACAGAGGGUCUGUCGUCACUGCCAUUCCAUGUCACGCCCGACUGGAAGCGCUUCAGCCCACGCGACCGUAUCUUGGAAUUGCGCAACCUAACGAAUUCGAAUGGAACGCUGAAGUACCCGCUACAUCUCCAGCUUGAGUCUUUGACCACAAAGGUGCUAUUCGACGAAUGCAGUGGCAAUGGCACAAAGCCGCGAGCAAUUGGGGUUGAAUACUUGCAAGGCAAGUCCGUAUACAAGGCCGACCCACGUCGUAACACCUCCACCACCAGUACACUGCACCAAGCUUUCGCUCGAAAAGAAGUCAUCGUAGCUGGUGGUGCCUUCAACUCGCCGCAGAUCCUACAGCUCUCUGGUAUCGGGCCCAAAGCCCUUCUCGAUAAGUACAACAUCCCUGUAAUCUCUGACUUACCGGGUGUGGGCCGCAACCUCCAGGACAACUACGAGGUACCCAUUUACGGGAACGCCCAAAUCAGCUUCGCAAAGACACCUGAUCCCAAUGCACCAAAAUGCACAAACGGAUCACCCGACGAUCCAUGUAUUGAACUUUGGUACAAUGGCCAAGGACCCUACGCGCGCGGCGGCACAAACUCAAACGCGUUCCUCCUCAAGACAGCUCAUGCGGUCGAAGGCGAAAGAGACGAGCUAAUGUUCGGCUUCACGGGGGGCUCCUUUACAGGCUUUGCGCCACCAACGUCUCAAAACACCACACGGUACCCUCCCACAACAUUCUCUUGGUCCACUGUCAAGAUUCAUCCACAGAACACUGCCGGAUACGUCCAGAUCCGAUCAGCCGACCCGGUAGACACACCGGAAGUGAACCUGAACUACUUCGCCGAAGGCGCAGAAACAGAUCUAAACGCUAUGCUCGAUACGGUCGCUUUCGUCCGUAGAGCGUUUGCUUCCACCGAAGCACCGGUCGGCCCUGUAACACCUGUUUCUCCACCCUGUCCGCCUGCUGAUAUCCUUGAGACGGGCUACUGCCGUGACGUGCAGAUUGAUAGGGAGUGGAUCAAAGAUCAGGUCUUCGGUCACCAUCCCACAAGCACGAACAAGGUCGGCCCAGAUUCUGAUCCUAUGGCUGUGUUGGACACGAGGCUGAGGGUCAGAGGGGUUGAAGGGCUGCGGGUUGUGGAUGCAAGUGCGUUUCCUAGAUGUCCGGGUGCGUUUCCGGCGGUUAGUACGUUUUUGUUGAGUGAGCGGGCGACGGAUCUGGUGUUGGAGGAUGUGGGCAAGUGGUGA
Molecule: messenger RNA, 1809 nt
Organism: Alternaria conjuncta
Lineage: Eukaryota; Fungi; Ascomycota; Dothideomycetes; Pleosporales; Pleosporaceae
Exons: 2
Coding region: 1-1809 (602 amino acids)
Molecular function (GO): flavin adenine dinucleotide binding; oxidoreductase activity, acting on CH-OH group of donors
Source: RefSeq, a predicted model, not a curated record